Molecule: messenger RNA, 3827 nt
Organism: Chrysemys picta bellii (western painted turtle)
Lineage: Eukaryota; Metazoa; Chordata; Testudines; Emydidae
Source: RefSeq, a predicted model, not a curated record
UGUGAUGUCUAAGAGAACGUAUAAGAGUGGAGCUAGUAAAUGAAAGGCAGCAAAAGAUGCCGAGAAGGAACUUGAGAAAAUUCCAAAGUUGUCAACGUAUUUUGCGCUGCAAUCCAACGUACAGGUACAGGCACGUGAAACGGACAGCGCUAGCAGCGACGAAUCGUAUGCAGAAGUAUCCAGAAGUGCUUCAAGUGAGGUCGAAGGUGAAGCCAGUUGUUCUACCAAACAAACUGUGACAGAUAUUCCAGCUGCUGCCGGGAAAGAAGUAUCUGAAUCUGAACCACUGACUGAUGAUCCAGGAGAUUGGCCGUCUAUAAUAUCGGACAGGCAAGUGUGUGACAUUGUUGCACGUGGCCCACUGCAGCAGAAUGAAAGUUACAAAUUUCCAUUUAACGAGGAAAGACGGAGGUUCACAAGUACUCAUUUCUAUCGAACCAUGGCAAAUGGCGAGAAAAUAAGACGUUCAUGGUUAAUGUACUCAGUUCAGAAAGAUGCCAUUUUUUGUUUUUGUUGUAAAUUAUUUGGCACUGGCGACAUACCGCUACGUUGUGGAACAUCUGCUUGGAAAGCACUGUCAAAAAGACUUCAGCAGCAUGAAACAGGCAAAGGUCAUCAAGACUGUAUGGUGAAAUGGUUUGACCUUCGGUCAGGCAUAGUAAACCAUACAUCUAUUGACCAACUCGAAUUGCAGGCUUUUCUGAAAGAAAGAGAUUUCUGGAGAAAUGUUGUCAAACGCAUGGUUGAUGUCGUUAUUUUCUUGUCCGAAAGAAACUUGGCAUUUCGAGGAAGUAAUGAAAAGCUCGGCGAUCCUUCGAAUGGCAACUUUUUGGGACUGUUUGAAUUGCUUGCAAAGUAUGAUACUGUCCUCAGCAAACUUUUACAGAGGAUUAAGAAGGCAGAGACACAUGUUCAGUACCUCAGUCCACAGAUCCAAAACGAGCUGAUUCAACUUGUUGCCAGUAACAUUCAAGAGGCCAACAUAGCGCAGCUUAAAAAAGCAAAAUAUUAUUCAGUUAUUUUGGACUGUACUCCCAACGUGUCACAUGAAGAACAGACGUCUGUGGUGUUAUGCUGUGUUGAAUGCAACGGUGAAGAUGGUGUCAAUAUUCGUGAAGCGUUUGUUGGUUUUCUUAAUGUUCAUGAUACAACUGGCGAGGGUUUAUUGGAAGCGUUUCUUGAAAAGACAAACAACUUAGGAAUAGACAUUGCUGACAUGAGAGGCCAAGCUUAUGAUAACGGCGCAAAUAUAAGAGGAAAGAAUAAAGGAGUUCAAGCCCGCAUGCUAGAAAUAAAUGACCAUGCCUUGUAUGUGCCAUGUGGAGCUCACACUUGGAAUCUUGUGAUCUCAGAUGCGGCAACGUCAUCGAAAUAUGCCGUUGACUUUUUCGGUCUGAUUAACAGAAUAUACGUUAUCUUUUCUUCUUCACCUUCAUGUUGGGAUAUACUUCAAGAACAUAUGCCAAUAUCUGUUAAAGGGUUAUCGGACACUCGUUGGGAGUCGAGAAUUGAUGCUGUGAAGCCAUUGCAUUAUCACCUUGAAGAAUUGUACAAUGCUUUGUCAUCUUUGCGAGAAUAUGCGCUCAAAAAGAAAGAUGGCAAUACAGCAACGAAAGCCGGUGCGCUUUUAGACCAUGUUACUACAUGGCCUUUUGUUCUGACUGUGUACACGUGGUACGAUAUACUAUUUCACGUCAAUAAAACCAGCAAAUUAAUUCAGUCACCAGAUGUGUCAAUUGACGUACUGCAGGCAGAAGUCGGUGCUACAAAGAAGUUUUUGGAAGACUAUCGAAAUACAGGAUAUAUCUCUGUGGUCACAAAUGCACGUGAAAUAGCAGAGCAUAUGGGUAUUGAGCAGGUGUUUCCAGAAACCAGGGUGCGACGUAAGAAGAGAAUGUUUGAUUACGAAUGUGCUGAUGAUUUGAGUCGUCUUUCUGCCGAAGAAAAAUUCAAAUCGCAGUUCUUUCUUGUUCUCACUGAUCAGGCCAUGUCUUCUGUUUCGUCACGAUUUGACCAACUCGUGGAGUGGUAUAAGUUGGUUGGAUUUCUGUACAACACUAACAGCCUGAAGCAGUGUCACAGAGAAAAUGAGCUGGAGAAUCACAGCAAAAAUUUUGAAAGAAAAAUGGGAGACAUUGAUGCCAACGAACUCAUAUUGGAAUUGAUUUGUUUUAUUUAUGUCAUCGAGAAAGAGAGAGGACUUGUCACGGCAAGCAAUUUUUUAACGUACAUAUACAAGAACAGCCUUCAGGAAAUAUAUCCAAAUCUUUGCAUUUGCAUCAGAAUUCUUCUGACCACACCAGUUACUGUCGCUGGUGCUGAAAGGAGCUUCAGCAGAAUGAAACUGAUCAAGAAUAUCCUGCGCUCAACCAUGACAGAUGACAGGUUUUCUGCGCUUGCAGUUAUCUCAAUCGAAAACAAGAUUGCCAGAUCUCUGGACUAUGAUGCAUUGAUCAACCAAUUUGCGGAGAACAAGGCUCGAAAGAAGCGCUUUGCGUAAAUACGGAAUACAUGUACACUGUAGGCCUAUGUAUACAUAAUAUGAACCCUGAAUAUUGUAUAAAAUAAAUACCGCAUUCCAGUUUCUGCAUUGUAAGGGGCGCCGCCCGGACAUAUGUUCGGAGGGGGCCACGUUCUUUGUUGCUAUGGCCGUGACCAUGAUGCAUCAUGGGCACCCGAAUUACAACUCCCCGAGGCUCUGUGGCAGCUCAGGGGGACCCAUCAUAGUGUCAAAUUGACCUGAAAUGAAACCUUCUGAUUUGCUUUCAAAAAGGGAAAUGUUUCAGCUGGGGGUGACAUGUCACAAAACCGGUCAUUUUGAUUUUCCUGAUUGCAGAUUGAAAAAUGUUGGUGAAAAUCAAAGUUUUCCAAGGAAAGACUUUGCAGAAAAUGGGGUUGGAGCUCCGGCCAGGGGAGCAGGGUCGCGGGGCUUUGGCGCUCCAGCUCAGGGAGCGGGGCCAUGGGCUUUCCGUGCUCUGGCUGGGCGCGGGGCCUGAUUCCGGGGAAUUGGGGGAAUCGGCCUAAAGCCAGCCCUGAUUACAGCAGAACGUUAACUAGCCCAGCCAGGGAUCAGGGCCCCAUUGCACAAAUAAUGCAGAGCCAGUCCCUGCCCUUGGGCGUAGUAAUCUAGGGCUUAGAUAAUAUUCAGUUGGUAGAUGCUGGUGGGCAAGAAGAUAGGGUGACUGCAGGGACAGAUGCUCUGUGAAUCCUGUUGCAGUUGUAGUGGUCCUGGUAGCCACAGGUGGUCCCCAGCCUGAGCAACUUAAUUGGAGCACAGGCUGGUUUUCAGGAAGGAUUUAAACGAGGCUGGGAGUGAAUCUGGAUGUGGAGUCCUCCCAAAGUGUAAGGUGCAGCAAGGCCAGGAUUUAGCUGAUAAUUCAUGAGGCAGAAGAGAACUCAGCUGGCUGGCCCCUUCUCAGCUACGCCACGCCACAAGACUACAGGAGUAGGCAUAUCUAGAAUGCAGCUGGCAGCAACCUUCCCAGCCUGUGCCCGCUGGGCUCCAGCUAAUGUGCUAAAAAUCGCGGUGUGGACACUGCGACUUGGGCUGCAACUCCCGCUCUGAUGCCUUGGUGGGCUUGAGAACUCCAACUGACUCGUCCGUGCUAUUUUUAGCACACUAGCUGGAGCCCUGCUAGUGUGAGUCUGUCUCCCUGGGCUGGGAGAUGUACCCUCUACAGCAGUGGUUCCCAAACUGGGGUUCGCUGAACUCCUGGGGGUUCACAGAAUGUUACAGGGGGUUCGCAAGAAAAAAUUCAUUAAUGGCAGCCAGAGGACCCUGGCAUUGGAGGCAGCAGGUGGACCUGGUUGCAGGGCAGACAACCAGA